CUUUCUUCUUUUUUUUUUUUCCUCCAAUCCUUUGCUGCAUCUUGAAGUCACUUUGAGCUGCGCUAGAAUCUUUCUUCUCUACGAUUAAGGUUUCAGAGAAAAGAGGGGUUCUUUUGAAUUCUAUUAAUUUAGGAUUAAGGAAUGAAAUUUAGAGUUGGGACAUGGGGUUUUCUGCUGUUCUUCGCCCUAGUCUUCCAGUUGCCAUUCCGCCUCAUUCUUUAAAGUUGUCUUUGUUGAGGCGCAAUUUGAGACACAAGGCAUUACCUUUUGUGACAAUAACGAAAGGAAAAGGACAUGGGCAUUUUCUGCUUGUGGUCAAGUCGGUGUUAAAUAACGGGAAAUCGAGCAUUAAUGACAAUGGGGCGACUGAACCUGCAAGGGUUCUUCUUGAGGGAUUGUUUGCACAGACGCAGAAACUAGAAGCUCAGAUGAAUGGAGAUGUUGAGGUUCUAAGUGAUGUUCUGCCUGGGUUUAAUCUAGAGACUCUGGAGUCUGAUCUCCAGGCUGCAUUGUUAGCUUUGAAGAAAAAGGAAGAAGAUUUAGAAGAGUUGGAAAAUAGGGUCUUGUUGGAGCACAGCCAGUUGAACCGUGCAAAGGAGGAGUUGGAGCAAAGAGAGAAGGAAAUUGCUGAUGCUAAUUUUAAGCGUGAGAAGCUAGAAGAGGAGUUAAAGCAGGCAAAUCUUUCAUUUGCUUCUCAGGCAAGGGAGAUAGAAGAUUUAAAGCUUCAGCUGAAAGAACAAGACCGGCAGAUUGCUUCCGCACAUUCUGCACUCUCUUUGAAAGAGGAUGAAAUUGAUAAAAUGAGAAAGGAAUUGACAAGGAAGACUGAAGAAGCUGCCAAGGUUAGUUCUGAACUUGAAUCAAAUUCCCAAUGCCUGGAUGAAGCAAAUGAAGUCGUGAAGAAUCAAGAGGUUGAACUUCAAGGGCUUCAAGAAGCUAUUCGAUCAAAAGAGGCAGAAAUAGAAGCUUCAGUGAGUCUGAGGAAACUUGAAGAGGACAAGCUAAAAGUUGCAAAGGCAAAUUUGGAGAAGCAGACAAUGGAGUGGUUAUUAGCACAGGAAGAACUGAAGAAAUUGGCAGAGCAAGCAGCGAGACAUAUGGGAGAUGCCAAUGAAACUUUGAUGGAUUUCAGCACAGUGAAGCAACUUCUUGCUAAUGUGAGGUCUGAGCUUGUUUCUUCCCAGAAGUCUCUGGCGUCCUCAAGACAGAAAAUGGAACAGCAAGAGCUGUUAUUAGAACGGCAGCUGGCAGAGCUUGAAGAACAUAAGAGAAGUGUUAUCUCAUACGUGGAAAGCUUGAAGAAGGCCCGGAUAGAAGUCAACAGUAAGAGAAUUAAGCUUAGGGUUGCAGAGGCUCGAAACAAGGAGCUCAAACGGGAUUUAUCUGUGGAGAGGCGACUAAUUGAAGAGUUGCAGGAGGAGAUGAAGAAAGAGAAAUCUUCACUUCAGCAGUCAAUUGAGGAUGCCUCUUUCUUGCGCAAGAAGUUGGAGCAUAAGAAUGGCGAAUUUGAGCAACUGCAAAAUCUUCUUCAAGUUAAAGAAGCGGAUUUGGUUGAGUCUAAGCUAGAAAUCCAGCAUCUGAAAUCCGAGCAGGCUUCUCUUCACCUUCUCGUGGACGAGAAAGAUCCGGAGUUGGCUACUGCCAGGAAGAAGUUAGAGCAGGCAAAUCAGGAGAUUGCUGAGUUAAAGAUGCUUUUGAGCAGUAGAGAAGAUCAGCUUCUUCGAGCAACUGCCAUGUUGAAGGAGAAAGCUGAACGUGUUCGGAAUGUAGAGGACGAGUUGAAUGAUACAAAGCAGCAAUUUUCUGAAGCCCAAAAUGUGAUGGAACGGAUUGUAGAGCUCACAAACAAACUCGCUAUCUCUGCUAAGAACAAUGAUAAUAUUGUGCUGAUGCCAGCUGAUGACAAGGGUCUUCAAUUAAUGCAAAUGCCACUUGCCAAACCUGCCGAUGAUUUCAGGUUGCAAAUAAAGCAGCUUGAAACCGAACUUGCAUUCACCAAGGAAGAUUUAAGAACGAAAGAAAUGGAAGCUCUAGCUGCACAGCGGGCUCUCACCAUCAAAGAUGAGGAGCUAAAGACGGUUCUAAGGAGAUUAGAUGAAAGAGAGAAAGAACUGAAAACGUUGAAGGAAGAAACGAUCAAAGAUGCUAAUGAUCUGAAGAAGCUUUACGCUUUGGCACAAGAGAGAGUUGGGGAUAAAAGCUUUGGGGACUUGGCUAUUGAAAAGCUUGAACUUGAGGCAGCUCAACUGGAAGUUGAAGCUGCCACUAGUACCCUCCAAAAGCUUGCUGAAAUGAGCCGAGAACUCUUAAUCAAAAUUGGCAUCAGCACCGAGUUUGAUUUCGAUUUCAGUAUCUUCCCACAAAGUGGUUUCGAUAAUGAGAUUAGUACAAUUGAGAACAAAAAUUGUUUUACUGAGGUUAAAACAGAAGUGGCCAGGCUUUUAGACUUGACUGACCAGCUGGUGAAAGAAGCGGGGAUUGUUGUUGCAGACAGCUAGUGUCUGAAGUUAAACGUCUGUAUAUAUAACCGACAAGAUUUGUUUACUUCUGCGUACGAUUCUGGAGAUGGGUAUGUCCAUUUGUUGUACUAAUGGCAUUGCAUUCAAUAUUCAUGGAUAUGAAACUAAUCUAAAUAUACUGGCGUUGGCGUU
Molecule: messenger RNA, 2651 nt
Organism: Rubroshorea leprosula
Lineage: Eukaryota; Viridiplantae; Streptophyta; Magnoliopsida; Malvales; Dipterocarpaceae
Source: the annotation of a GenBank genome assembly